Paecilomyces variotii is the source of this 986-nucleotide messenger RNA. RefSeq lists its product as hypothetical. The coding region runs from base 156 to 743 and encodes 195 amino acids. Lineage: Eukaryota; Fungi; Ascomycota; Eurotiomycetes; Eurotiales; Thermoascaceae. The transcript has a single exon. The record is from RefSeq and is a predicted model, not a curated record.
CAUUCGGAGACCUGGGGAAGGAUUGAUAAUCUGCAUCAGAUAAGCUGCGUCACGUGACAUGGUCGGGGUUUGCUUAUGUCUUUUCUUCUAAUAGAUGAAUCCUCAGUGUUUUCAUACUCAUCACAGCCAAUAAAUUCUGCGACGCAAUUUACAGGAUGAUGAUGCCGCACAGCAAUGCGGAACAGGAGGAGUCUAUGCUGGGGCUUCCGACGACGGACAGCGACAGUGACAGCGAAUUCGAUGUAGAAGAGGACGUGCACAGUGAUGUGGACGAGGAGGAGAUUAAGAAGUGGCUUUCGACGAAGUACGAGCGCGGCUCGAAAAAGCCCAUGAAGAAGCCUCUCACAGCACCUUGGGAUCUGCCGAUCAGCGAUGCAGACGUGGAGAAGCUCAAAGUCGGGUUCAAAUGUCGAAUCAUGGACGACAAAUGGGACAUGCUGAUCGAGGAUCCGGACGAAAAUGGCAACAUAUCUCUCCACAUCCUUCGAAGCUGGUUACAGGAGCCGUGCUACAUACUUCACAUUGUUCCUAAACCAAGCAACGAUGAUUUUGGGAGUGCAAAGAUCCAAAGCAUCACCUGGGAAGGGAACAAGGCUGGGUUGCAAUGCGAUGCAGAGCAGGCAAAAAAGGAAACCGUAAUUCUGACCAGAUGCCACCUCCACUGCGAGUUUGAGAUGCUCCCGGACUACCCGUCCUCGGUGUUUUGGGAUCCUAGUGCUUAUAAGAAGCUGGACGCGGAAUAGGUUACUAGGCCCCCUAGAAGGCCAUCCGGUAGUGUCAUUUCUGCAAUAUACUAUUCCAGUGUGUCGUAGCGGCUGUCAUGCCAUCGUUUGCUCCUCAACUGCAUUACAAGUUGGGAGUUGGAUAGGUAGUACUACUUUGGGGUUUAUAUAAGUCUUACACUGGUACCCGUAGUAUAACUAUAACCUCAGGCACAGACAUCUCUUCGUAAUCAAUUUUAUUCUCCUGAACAUGCUGAGCCGGUG